UUAUUUAUGUGUCAAAUGUAACGUUUUAUAGAGUAGAGGAUUAGAUUUAUUUGCACAAAAUUAUUAGUGUAGCUCAUUGUACCAUAAGAAUUCGUUUUAAAUUCAUGAAGAAAUGGAUGGUGCGGUCCCCUACUUCGGGAUAUUCGAUAAAUAUUCUAAGAGAUUUACAUUUGUGGAUGGAUUUUACCAUUUUUGGCAUAAAGAAUGUUUCAAACUGGCUCAGAAAAAUGAAAUGGGCGAAUCUGAAACCAAUUGCGAAAUCCCCUUGAAGAAUGUUGGUUCGGGAAGAUGUAUGAGUAUUCAGGCUAUGCAAGCACUGUUUGAAUUAAAGGAAAACAAUCAACUUUGUGAUGCUACUUUAAUUCUGGAUGAUGGAACGGAAGUACCGGUACACAGAGCAAUUUUAUGUGCUUGCAGUUCUUAUUUCAGGGCUUUGUUUACAACAAGUUUACAAAAUCGAGAGAAACAUAGAGUACAUUUGUCAGGAAUUACAUCGGAUAUGCUACACAAACUGUUGGUUUACAUAUAUUUAAGAAAAUUAGAUAUCAAUGAAGAUAACGUAUACUCAGUGCUGAUAACAGCUGACUACUUAAGUAUUUUAGGUGUUCUCGAUCUAUGCUGCCAAUUUUUAGAAGAACAUCUUACACCUAAAAACUGUUUAGGAACCUUGAGUUUCGCUCAAAGUCAUUUUUGCAGAGAUCUGUCUAAUAACUCCUGGAAAUAUAUAAUGAAAAAUUUUGCCCAGAUUGCCGUCGAAAGCGAUGAAAUUUUAUCUCUAUCUUUGAAUCAGAUUCAAGAUAUUAUAAACUCUGAUGAUUUAAACGUAAAAAGUGAAGAAACUGUAUGGGAGGUAAUCCUUAGGUGGAUCGAUCACGAUACUGAAAAUAGGAGGAAACAUAUUGUUGAAUUAAUGAAAUGUAUAAGGUUGGGAUUGCUGGAUACCCAAUUUUUUUUAGAACAUGUGAAGGAACAUCCCUACGUUUCAAGUUCAGAAGAAAGCCGGCCUAUGAUUAUUGAAACGUUAAAGUUUUUAUACGAUUUGGAAAUGAUUACACAUAGUCCGAAUAAUAUCAGAAGCGGUAGUCAGUUCCUAAUAAUUUGGUCUCCUAGAGAUGGAGAAGUCAUAACACCUGAAAUAGCUCGACCCAGAGUUCCUCACGAAAUCCUCUUCGCUAUUGGUGGUUGGAGCGGUGGAUCACCAACAAACUUUAUCGAAACAUAUGACACCCGAGCAGACCGAUGGGUCAAAGUCGAAGAAGUUGAUCCAGCAGGCUCCCGAGCCUACCAUGGUACAGCUGUUGUUGGUUUUAAGAUAUACGUAAUCGGAGGAUUUGAUGGUAUGGACUAUUUCAAUUCAUGUAGAUGUUUUGAUGCUGUUACUAAAACCUGGAAAGAGGUAGCUCCAAUGCACUCUAGAAGAUGUUAUGUUAGUACUUCUGUUCUGAAAGGUACAAUUUACGCUAUGGGUGGAUACGACGGACAUAGUCGAAAAAAUAGUGCUGAGAAAUAUGAUCAUAGAACUAACCAAUGGUCCCUUAUAGCUCCAAUGAACAUGCAGCGGUCAGAUGCAAGUGCUUGUAACCUUGACGGCAAAAUCUAUAUAACUGGUGGCUUUAAUGGCCAAGAAUGCAUGCAUUCGGCAGAAGUGUAUGAUCCUGAACUAAACCAAUGGUCGUUAAUAAGUCCAAUGCGGUCACGUCGUUCUGGAGUAAGCUGUAUUGCUUACCAUGGCUCAGUAUAUGUGAUUGGAGGUUUUAAUGGUAUAUCUAGAAUGUGCAGUGGAGAAAAAUUUAAUCCAUUAACAAACACGUGGACACCCAUACCUGAUAUGUAUAAUCCUAGAAGCAACUUUGCCAUUGAAGUAAUCGACGAUAUGAUCUUCGCUAUUGGUGGUUUCAAUGUAUGUAUUUCAGGAGUGACGACAAUAUAUCAUGUCGAAUGUUACGAUGAUAAAACCAAUGAAUGGUAUGAAGCUACCGAUAUGAAUAUCUACAGAUCAGCCUUAUCAGCCUGUGUUAUUGAUGGAUUACCAAACGUUCAUGAUUAUAUACACAAACAUAGAGAUAAACUCAUGGAGGAAAAACGACAAAAGAUGAUAGCAUUAGAAAAUCAUCGAAAUCUUGUGAAUGAUCAAAAUAACAACAACAAUCAUGACACUAUAGCUGCAGCAGUGAACGCAAACAUGCAACAACUCAACAUCCUACAACAACUAAAUGGUCAUCUAAAUCCAGCUCUACCACCAGCCCAUGUUCCCGAUCCGCUUCCGAUGCAAGUCGAGCCAGACGAAAAUGAAGAACACUAAAAUCAUCGUUUUGUUAUUUUCUGAACAGAAAUUAUUGUAGUUAUUAAAAUGCAAUGCUGCGAAAGAUGUAUAACAAUCAUAGACCAGACUACAUAGCUCAUAUUUUAAUAAGAGGCAAAAAUGUAUUUUAAAAUACAUUGAACGUUGAACGUCGCGUCGUUAAGAAAAUAUUCUCUAAUGGUCUCGUCAAAAAAAACUAAUUAGGAAAAGAGACCAACGGAAAUACAAUACCUGAUUUUUAAUUUUUCUAUUUGCAUUUGCGUUACACAAAUUGCAUUUUUAAUUUCUUGAACUUCAAAAUUAAUUCAAUUCAAUAGUCCUAUUUGACAUUAAUUAAUAUUGUACAUUUUUUUGCAUUUUAAAAAAUUUAUCAGCUUUUACACUGUUAUACUUAUCGUAUUAAACAUUCAUUUGUAUAUUUAAUAAAAACAUAACACACCUUAUAAA
Molecule: messenger RNA, 2749 nt
Organism: Diabrotica virgifera virgifera (western corn rootworm)
Lineage: Eukaryota; Metazoa; Arthropoda; Insecta; Coleoptera; Chrysomelidae
Gene: klhl10
Product: kelch-like protein 10
Exons: 7
Coding region: 113-2302 (729 amino acids)
Molecular function (GO): protein binding
Source: RefSeq, a predicted model, not a curated record